UUCCUCUGAACUCCAAUCGUUAACAACACUAGCGAUCUCUGCUGCAUGACUCACACAAAAUCACUUCCGAUAGAAACGCCUCAUAAUUCUAUUUGCCACCUCACCAUCAUUAACACAACGCCACAUAAGUUUUUUUUACCCACAUCACCAUUUUCACAAAACUAAAGACUUUACAUGCGAGUGUCACCACCACAACAACAGAAACCUCAUCGAUCAGCAUGUCAUCGCCGAAGGCAAAUUCAAGGGAAAAAGAUUUACAGAUUGUGGUCCGAUCACCGCCGUUCACUCUUCCCGACGGUUGGUUGGUUGAACGACACCGCCGCAUUAGCCCUAACCCCGGCCAUGCUGAAAGGGUUGAUAAGUAUUACAUAGAACCAAACACAAGGCAGAAGUUCCGUUCUUUGGUAUCUGUUCAGAGAUAUCUAAAUGAAGAACCAAAAGAUUAUCUUCCUGCUGAGAGAAUGAUAUCACGAAACAAAAACACUACACGCAACAAGUCUAGGCGCAAACAAAAGUUUCCGAGAGAUUUCGAGGGAGGAGAUUUAACCGUGAGAGAUUUCAAGGGAGCACGUUUAGCCGGAGAAAAUGCAUGUAGACCUACACCCAAGAUAAUUUUCAAAUGCUCUGGAAAGCGAAGUGCUCCUACGACUCAAACACCUAUUCAAUCAGUUUCCGAAGAAACUCAUUCUCGGAAGAAAGCCAAAUUGGGGAAAGACGGAAGAGGUUCAAUCCAUAACUCAACAAGACCACCAACAAAAGUAAGAUGGGUUUUGUCUGGUCCAAGUGGCUUCUGGAAUCCUUUCCUAGAUGACUCUAUGGUACCAGCAUCUGAAAAGGCGAAAUGGUCCAAAGCAUUUUCAAUAUCGAUCAAUGAAGGAGUUACUAAUUGACACUAGAUUUAACAGUUGAGAAUUCAUAAUGGAGACGGCUUGACAUGUUGGCGACUAUGUGCUGUUACGAUGUAGUUUAGAUUGUAGCAUAUAUGCAGAGAUCGUUCUAGUUAACUGGUUACAGUAAUGUAUUUUGUGUCACAAUGGUUCUAGGAAUAAUAUUUCAUUUUUGAUAGGAAAACUGGUGAUGGAUUGAAGUUCCAACAUCAUCGAUAAACCACCGUGCCUCGAUUAGCUCCGUUUUUGUACAGGGAAAUAAAAACUAGUUUUCUCCCCUUUUAAUUUAAUAUAGCUUUAGCUUAUAAACAAA
Vicia villosa (hairy vetch) is the source of this 1200-nucleotide messenger RNA. RefSeq names its product methyl-CpG-binding domain-containing protein 7-like. Gene Ontology annotation, molecular function: DNA binding. The record is from RefSeq and is a predicted model, not a curated record. NCBI's taxonomy places the organism in Eukaryota, Viridiplantae, Streptophyta, Magnoliopsida, Fabales, Fabaceae. The transcript is spliced from 6 exons. Bases 219 to 890 code for a protein of 223 amino acids.